Molecule: messenger RNA, 282 nt
Organism: Ectocarpus siliculosus
Lineage: Eukaryota; Phaeophyceae; Ectocarpales; Ectocarpaceae
Source: the annotation of a GenBank genome assembly
AUGACCCUGAGCAAAGUGCAUGCCAAGAUACAGGAGGAGAAAAGGAAACUGAAUCCGGUCGACGGACGAAGGUUCAACUCACGCAGCAGGGAAAAGAUGGAGAGAGAAAUCAGAGUCCUCAAAAGGAGCACAUGGAAGCUUGCCCAGAAGAACGCCGCAGCGAGACAGAGUCACAAAGGAGUAUUUUCGCAAGAAGAGAUUGCGUUCGCAGAAGAAGAGAAAAAAAAGUUCAGGGAGCAGCUUGAGAUCAACAAGCCGAGUGUUUCGGUGCGUGCUUCGUGA